AUGCUGGACGUGGACAGCAUUGUCGGCGUGAAUGUAUCCAGCAGCAUGGCCGGAGCUUGCGUCCAGGCAUUUGUUCGCCUAGAUUGCCGGAAGUUGGACGGUGAGAAGUUAAAGAAAUACUUUCACGAACCAAAACUGAUUGUUGUAGGUUCUAGUGCAACGAGUUCAGUAACCUCGCGCUCCGGUAGAAGCGGCACUGAGCCUCCUCCUCCUCAUCCCCAUCCGCACCCUCAGGCGCUCCUGAACCACUCCACAGGCAUCCCGGUAGGUUUGCUGAGGAUCUCCACAUCUCCUGACGGGAGCCAUAGCAUUGCCUCGGGUCGCAGUCGCUCUCGCAGCUCCAGUUUUUGUGCUUCUCUUGCGCGUACUGGAGGAUUUGGUGAACUUGAAACUAGUGGAACACCAGUGGAUCCCAUUGUCGUCCAGUACCUUCCAAACCUUGAGCACUCCACUAAUUGGGAACUUCAGUCUGGAUCUGCGCGCCAUAACACCAAUUCGCAAGCGAGUGCCGGCAACCAAACUGCACAAAUUUCCUCUACUGCGGCCUCUUUGCUUACUCAGCUGUCAGGACAGCUACAGCAACUGAGUUCUUCCAAUGCAACAGCGCCGUUGAAGCGUCCACCAAGUACUGACAGUCACACACAGAAGGAGUUAGGAGAAUUUAACCUACCUGCCCCCCCUUCCCCUGAUAUGCUAGAUGUUCGCUAG
Hydatigera taeniaeformis is the source of this 708-nucleotide messenger RNA. The record is from the annotation of a GenBank genome assembly. Lineage: Eukaryota; Metazoa; Platyhelminthes; Cestoda; Cyclophyllidea; Taeniidae.